Canis lupus familiaris (dog) is the source of this 1617-nucleotide messenger RNA. RefSeq names its product zinc finger protein 883-like. The record is from RefSeq and is a predicted model, not a curated record. Gene Ontology annotation, biological process: regulation of transcription by RNA polymerase II. Gene Ontology annotation, molecular function: RNA polymerase II cis-regulatory region sequence-specific DNA binding; DNA-binding transcription factor activity. Lineage: Eukaryota; Metazoa; Chordata; Mammalia; Carnivora; Canidae.
AUGAAUCAACCCAUGCCAAUUCAUUUUAGAGAAAGUCAGCAUGAGUGUGAUGAAUGUGUUAUACAUACUGAAAUAAGUGAUCCUAAAGAAGCACCAUUUAGAUACAAGGAGGAACAUAAUGCCUUUCAUGCAGCCUCAUCUUUUACUGACUGUGACAUCAUUCAGACUAAAAAGAAAUCACAUGCAUACAGUCAGUGUGAAAAAUCUUUCAGCUGUUGCUCUAAGCUUGUUGUACACCAGAGAACACACACUGGAGAAAAACCCUAUGAAUGCACUCAGUGUGGGAAGUCUUUCAGCCAGAGCUAUGACCAUGUCACACAUCACAGAACCCACACUGGAGAGAAGCCCUGUGAAUGUAACCAUUGUGGGAAAUCCUUCACCCAGAGUUCCAAAUUUAUUAGACACCAACAGACUCACACUGGAGAAAAACCAUAUAAAUGUCACAAAUGUGGAAGAUCUUUCAGGUGGAAUUCUAACCUUAUUGUACAUCAAAGAAUUCAUACUGGAGAGAAACCUUAUGAGUGUGCUCAUUGUGCAAAGUCCUUCAGGCAGAUCUCUGGCUUUGUUGCACAUAAAAGGACUCACACUGCAGAGAAACCCUCUGCGUGUAACCAGUGUGGAAAAUCCUUCAUUCGAAGCACUCAACUUAUUAGGCAUCUGUGAAUUCACACUGGAGAGAAGCCAUAUAAAUGCAAUCAAUGUGAUAAAGCUUUCACUAGAGGCUCUAACCUUAUUGAGCAUCAGAGAACUCAUACUGGAGAAAAACCUUUUGAAUGUAAUCCGUGUGGGAAAGCCUUUACUGGAAGCUCUCACCUUCUGUCACAUCAGAGAAUUCAUUCUGGAGAGAAACCAUAUGAAUGUAAUGACUAUGGGAAAUCCUUUUGGCAGCAGUCACAGCUUGUUGUGCAUCAGCGAACCUAUACUGGAGAGAAACCUUAUGAAUGCAGUCAUUGUGGAAAAGCUUUCAACCAGAGGUCUCCCCUCAUUGUGCAUCAAAGAACACACAUUGAAGACAAGCUCUAUCAGUGUAACAUGUGCAUUAAAGCCUUCAGUCAGAGGUCACACCUUAUUGAACAUCAGAGAACACAUACUGGAGUUAAGCCCUAUGAAUGUAUUGACUGUGGGAAAGCCUUUAAUGAUCAGCCAACCCUUACAAAACAUGAGAGAAUACACACUGGCAAGAAACCCUAUGAAUGGCACCCCUCCAGCGAGGGCAAGCUGGCAUCUCAACGCGGGGCCGCGGGAGCCACCGCCGCGGAACGCGGGCGCCUGCGGGCCAUCCCGGCGCCGCGGCCGCGCGCAGACGCGAACCCCCAGCUGCUGGGGGAGGACGAUCCCUCACAGCCUCAUCCCUUCGCAGCUCGUCGGCGCUCCCCUUCGUCCCGGGCAUGGAGACACCCAGUUGCCCAGUACCUGGGAGAGCACCGCCCGCAGCUGCCCACCCAGCACCGCCUAGCCGGGUCUGCUGCAGGAGCGCCCCCAGUGGCCGGAGGCCAGACGGCUGGACGGUCCCAUUGGCCCGAAACCAGAAGGCUCUCAUUGGUGGAAGGCUCGACAGAUAAAAGCUUCCAUUGGUCAGGCCCUGCAGCGCGCCGCACGGUCUUCUGGGAGUUGUAG